AUGAUGGGGAGUCAACAAACUGGUUUUGAGGAAGCAUUAACCCAGCUUCCUAUACUUAAUGCAUCCGACUUCAAAGCUUAUAAUAGACUAGCAGACCACAUGGAUACAUUCCACAACAAUUUCCGCAGGAUGUGGAAUGAGAUCUACAGCGUCUGCAGCGACAACAAACGCUCCAGCCACCAAUCCAUCCACGCAUUCCUCAAGCUCGCCGAAUCUUUCUGUACGCAACUCACCCUGCACCAUACAAUCGAAGAGCGACACUUUUCCCCCGAGCUGGCUGCGCGAAUGCCAGAGUUUCGCGAGGAGCUUAUCGGUCAGCAUCGUGAGAUUCAUCACGGACUAGAUAACAUGCAUCGAUAUGUGAAGAAGUGUCGCACUGGCGAGAGCGAGCUGCAGCUUUCGCAUCUGAGAGGUUUGAUGGAGAGUUUUGGGGAAGUGUUGUGGGCACAUCUGGAUGGUGAGGUUAGAGCUUUGGGGGCCGAGAAUAUGCGGAAGUAUUGA
Botrytis byssoidea is the source of this 501-nucleotide messenger RNA. RefSeq lists its product as uncharacterized. Bases 1 to 501 code for a protein of 166 amino acids. The record is from RefSeq and is a predicted model, not a curated record. The transcript has 2 exons. Lineage: Eukaryota; Fungi; Ascomycota; Leotiomycetes; Helotiales; Sclerotiniaceae.